AUGUGGGAAGACAACAGUACUGAUGCAUUUGUUAAAACAUCUGGAAGCGGUACUGUAGCAAGAAGUGCAAGUCGCAGGAAGAGAACAAGUUUCUCAAAGGAACAUGUUGAGCUUCUUCGAGCCACAUUUGAGACAGACCCUUACCCAGGAAUCAGCCUCAGAGAGAAUCUCUCCCAAACUACAGGCCUGCCAGAGUCUCGCAUACAGGUAUGGUUCCAGAAUAGGAGAGCUCGUACAUUGAAAUGCAAGGGAGGAAAGAAGCCGCUAUGGCAGUCCGAAUCACCGUUUAGUGCAAUGCAGAAUUCACCAGUUCAGCUACACUCUUCUAACAGCAACAACAGUGAGUCUGGUGCUGGCACUGGGCCUUUAGGCACUCCACCACCAGCGUACCCCAAUCAUAUUAAGGAAGAAAUGGAAAGGGAUGGACUUUAUGGAUGUGACACUCCAUCUUCCAUGUCGAUCGGUGAUGAUUCCAGCUACUGCACCCCUUCAUACGGACACCAGCAUCAGGCCAGAGCCAUGAACGCUCACUGCAGCCCUCCUCUGCUAUGCCCAGAGCAUCAGAUGCCUCCAAACUGGGCUGCAAGGUAUGACAGGAGGUCACCUAUGAGCUCCAUGUGGAGUCCAUAUCAUCUUGACGCCUAUGGGUGCAAUCCCAACUCACUCCAAGGCUUUUUUUACUCUCCAUCUGAAAAACAUAACAGUCUUCAGCCGCUGACCCCUGUUACUCCAGACUCGGGCUGCUGGGAGGGUGGUUUGGAGGGCACUCCUCCAGCUUCCAGCUCUUUCUGUGUAGAUAACCCAGAAGUUCAGAGGAUGGAGAGCCAACAAGAAAGCAGGAUUCACCACGGGCCUCUGCCUGAGCUGCCGGCCUUGUCCCUACAGGAGAUCCUGGGAGAGCUGCAAGGAGACUGGUGGCAGGGUGAAGGACUAAACGGCCUCUCGUCUGAGGACAACCAUGUGUACGGCUGA
Sinocyclocheilus anshuiensis is the source of this 972-nucleotide messenger RNA. Its product is annotated as homeobox protein OTX1 B-like. Gene Ontology annotation, biological process: regulation of transcription by RNA polymerase II. Gene Ontology annotation, cellular component: nucleus. NCBI's taxonomy places the organism in Eukaryota, Metazoa, Chordata, Actinopteri, Cypriniformes, Cyprinidae. The transcript has 3 exons. The record is from RefSeq and is a predicted model, not a curated record. Gene Ontology annotation, molecular function: RNA polymerase II transcription regulatory region sequence-specific DNA binding; DNA-binding transcription factor activity, RNA polymerase II-specific. Bases 1 to 972 code for a protein of 323 amino acids.